Cannabis sativa is the source of this 2173-nucleotide messenger RNA. RefSeq lists its product as uncharacterized. The record is from RefSeq and is a predicted model, not a curated record. Gene Ontology annotation, molecular function: deSUMOylase activity. Gene Ontology annotation, biological process: protein desumoylation. Bases 188 to 1552 code for a protein of 454 amino acids. The transcript has 7 exons. Lineage: Eukaryota; Viridiplantae; Streptophyta; Magnoliopsida; Rosales; Cannabaceae. Gene Ontology annotation, cellular component: nucleus.
GUGAAGUUGACUAACACGUAUGUGUUAUUGCCAAGUUUUGAAUCCGUAGCUUGGGCAACCCACAAAUGACGCAAUAUACAAAGCUGUGUGUGAGUUGAAAGAUGAGGUCUUCCGGCUUGAUUUGAAGGUGAGCAGCGCAAAAGAGCUGUUAUUGAAGGUACUCUCCACUUCCCUUGGGAAGGGGACUAUGAAAGAAGUGUUGGAGAUACCUGAGACGAGCAAAGUUCAGCGCUCGCUUUCGUUCAACGGGGAGACCGAGAAGAAGGAUGACGUCUGUGUCGAGGAAAAGGAUGGUGAAGGGACGAAGGAUGACGUGGUUGUCGAGGAAAAGGAUGGUGAAGGGACGAAGGAUCAAUUGGAAGAGGAUGUUGAUGAUGUAGAGAGUGUCCCUUCACUUAAUCUAUCAGAAGAGAAGGUCGUUGUUCCAACUAAGGUGGUUGUUUCUGAUGAUUCGUUUGAGGUUAUGAACUUUUGGGGAGAAGAUCUCCCCGCUAUUGUAAAAGAGGAAGUUGAGCAGGCAGUGAAGGAUGAUUUUGAUGAUGCUGCGUUCGAAAGAUUCAAAGAAUCUGGAGGGAAGGUGAUUGGUCCGUUCACUGUGAAGAAGGGUUACUCAAAUCAACAGUACGAGUUGUUCCGUUACAUUUUCUCUAGCGCCAAUGAUCCGAGUGAAGUGUUAGCCCAUUUUGGGAAGGUUGAGGUCGAGCGGAUGUAUUUCAAAUGCAUGAAACCGGAGACCGAUAUAUCACACAGUCUCAUUGAUUGCUUUGCUCAAAUCAUGAAUUUUCGAGAGAAGAAGCGCAACGGCAUUGGAAGUAAGAGAACUUGGUUUAUGCCCACCAGAAUUUCGAGCAAGUUACUUGGAAGAUCGAUGACUGUGGAGAGGAUGGCGAAGCAGCAAGAGUGGUCCACUCUUUAUUACGAUGCAGAUUUGAGUUUAUGUCACACUAUGGUGGUACCCCUACUGGAUACCGAGAGUGCUCCGCACUGGUUUGCGGCGAAUGUGAGCAUGGUUAAUACAACAGUGGAAAUUAGGGACUCGUUGUCUUCUGCAAUGCAUAAGAGGUCACGUCGGAGCACCUGCGUAGAGAUGCUCCAGACUUUGGACCAAUUGUUUGCCCCUGUCAAGCCAGCAGACCUGAAUUUCAGCGAGUUUGUAAUUAUUUCUUCAAGCAAGGACUACCCACAACAACAAAAUGGCCACGAUUGUGGAAUGUUUGUAAUGAAGUACAUGGAAUCACUGUUCGAGGAAAAUGAAAUAUUGGAAGAGUUUGAUCCUAUUGAAGCGAGACUGGAUUGUGUUGGGAAAAUUGUCACCCACGAGAGUAACAAGGCUAAACAUGCUGUGAUGGAGGGAGUUAAGAAGCAAUUUGGAUUGAGCAAAACCAAAGUUCUUCCAUCAACAUCUACAACUAUAGCAUUACGUAGUCCAUCAAGGUCUCCUCGAGACCCCCGAUUCAGCACAGCGAAGGCCAGGUCCGAAAACAUGUGGACUGGCAAGAGCAAGUCCCCGAAAACACGUCAUUCUAAAAGGCUGGCCAUAAGUAACAAGUAGUAUAUUACAAUGGUUCGAAAAGUUACUUUAUUUAUAUAUUUACUAUGUUCAGUACAAUGGUUACAAAAGUUAGGUUUUAGGUCGUAAAUUAUAUUUACUCAGUCAUGUUAUAUACUUGCAUCAUACUACUGUUAGGUGAUUUGGAAUUGCACUAAUGUUGGUGAUUUUAUAAUUUACUAUAGGGUGAGACUUGUGGUAGUUUUUAGAAUUUGGUGGAACUGAUUAUUAUUAUUGUAUGGUCAUUAUUACUAUUAUUGUGAAUAUUAUUUAGGUUGUUAUACUUUGCCAUUACUAUUAGGUUUUGGAUCUUUUUUUACCAUAACAAUAUGUCAAGUACAUUAUUCUGAAAAUGAAACUAACCAAUUUUACAUUCCUUUUCGCACUAUCUGUUUUAGUCCAAUGAUGUCCAUAGCCAAAAUAAUAAUAAUACUUAUACUUAUGUACUUUCCCAUUACUAUUGUGAAUAUUAUUACUGUUGUUAUAUUUUGCCAGUACUAUUAGGUUUUGGAUAGUGAAGUACAUUAUUUUCAAAAUGAAAUUGUUUACUCCAAUUAUGUCCAAAAUAAUAAAAAUACCUACAAUCAACAACGAAGGCAUUAAUUCUGGCCUUGGACAUAAAUU